AUGUCACGACAGUCGCAGCAGCACGGGCCAUCUACUCCCGACUCGCCCUCCCCAGAUUCAGCCUCGAGGCCCAGCUCGUCGGGUAUUAACACGAACCCGGACAGAAUCACCGCGCACGGACCAACACCUGUAUCCGAAGGCCAAUCAUCCUCCCCGCAGUCUCCUCGCGGCCUCUCUUCCUCCUCCGAAGGCUAUCCGUCCUGGCUGCCCAAGCGUCCUCCCGGCCCAGUUCCCCACUCCACCAUCCAGUCCUCGGUUGCUGGCAUGUACAGCGAGGCGGGUCCCAGCCAUGAGCCCGUCAUGGUCGGCCGGAAGCCCACGCCACGUUCGGUGCGCAUCGUCUCUCUUCAGAGCCAAAUGGAGAAGGACACGCGUAGGGAGCCCACGGAGCAGUCGCGCGCAUUUUCCGGCGCUGGCCAUGCGCGUGCCUGGUCGCGCGCGACAAGCGCUGCCUUGACCCCGACCCUCUUCUCGUCCUCGGCGGGCGGCGAGGGCCAGCUCCCUCGGCCACGGUUCAAGUCUCCUACCCUCAACCUGGAGCUCGUCCGGAAUCCGUCAUGGCAGAUGCGCCUAUGGUACUAUCUCUUCCCCAUCUUCGUCUUCGCCCACGUCCCCCUUCAAACGUUUUUCGACUUCAACGCGGUCUUCAUCUUGCUGUCCGUCGCGAAGAAUCCCAAUCCCGAAGGUCCUGGUAUCCCUGGCUCUGGUCGCAACUGGGCACUUGGUGCGGCGGCCUACAUCGCUUGUUGGGUGGCAUGGGUCUUCGUGGUGGGUGUUGUUUACGAGCUCGUUUACAGCUUCGUCCGCCGGUGGCGAGUCAAACGCCCCUUGAUCCUCCCCAUUUACUUUUCAUCUCCGGCCUUCAACUUCGCCGCGAUGACUUCGUACCUGAAUUUUUGUUUCAUGUAUCACAUCCGCGCGUCCGCCUUCUUCGGCGAGCACGGAAGUGUCUUGGACGGUCUUGCCGAGACCUUCUACUUCUACUCCCAGAACUUGCCGACGGUUGCGUUGCUGCUGCCGCGUGCCGGGCUGUCCCUUGCUCUCCUCCUCGCUUUCUCCUCCCCCGAUCCCGUCGUCGUCGCGCUCGCGGAUGCUGGUGUCAGCCGCCGAGACGGCGCGUACUUCCGCGCUGAUGGCACGCUGACGGACUUUGCCCGCGGCGUGCUCAUUGCCAACGCUGCCUGGACGGCGUGGCGUGUUCUAGUCCUCUUGACGAGCUGGAUUGGACUCUGGCUGCUUAGCGGGCAGGCCUGCGCCGGUUUUUGCGGGCCGCGAUACCGAUGGGAAGAGGAAGAUGCCGAGAAAGCGGUGUCAGCGCUUACCGACGACGUCUCCGACUUGGACACUCUCCCCUGGUCGUGGAAGGAGUGCACGAUUUUACGCAUCAAGGACGCCUACGACUUCUGCCUCACGAACAAACCGGUGCGCCUGGCCAGCGACGGCGCCAAGGAGGGCAAGCCCGUCCGAGAGUCCCAAGAACCUGCGGUUGGGUAUGACGGCCUCGAACGCAUCUUCGCCGCCGUCGGCCUUCCGUCUUCCCCUGCUCCAGCGCGCCGCGGCAUCCUCUCGGACGAAUUGUUCGCAAGUCCUCGCCAGACGCCGGAGCUCGACGAAGCCGCCGCAGUUAAGGGGAAGGGUGUAGCGGUCCCGGAGCCCCUCUCCACUAGCCUCGUGCCCCCAACACCUGCGCUACUCCAGCAGCGCGAGAAGCAGGGCGCAGACCCGUCUGGGCCUUUGAUGAAGCUUCCUUAUCCUUUCACGGGCUACGGCGCGCAAAUCUCCAACGAGGACGUCGUCCCUUUCCCUCCCUCGCCUGCCAUCGACGACAAGGAUCUCGAAGCCGAGCAUGCCGUCGCCAGCCGCGCCACCAGCGGCACUCGCAGCGGAACUACGAGCGGUACGGGUGAGGAGUAUGCCGAGGGCGAGGAGGAUUUGGAGGAGAUGGAGGAAGAGGAAGAGAGCGAGAACCCGUCCUCCGAGCGACGAACCUCGGGGUCAAUGUCGAGCCUGGGCCGCCCUGUCACCUCCCGCUAUCCGUUCCAGUUCCGCAGGCCGCGAGGAAGUAUGUCUUCGGCUUCACAUAUGAGCCCGCAAUCGCGCUCGACACCGCGCUCGACGAACACGCGCUCGACGCAGUCGCGUUCGACGCGCCACUCGAGGUCGACCCAGUCGACUGGCAACCAAGAGAGCACCGACUACUCGCCACGCUCGAACGCGAGCUCGAACGUAAACUCGAGCUUCAGCGGGAGCGUCAUUCCUAUGCCCCCACGCCACCCGCAGGCUCAGCAAACUGGAAGAAGAGCCCGGGCCGGUACCGUCCCGGCGUCCCCCAGCUCUCCCUCUCCCGUCGCGUUCCCAGCUGGUCGCGCCCGCGCCCGCACUCGCACCGAGAGCGCAGCCACGGAGCCAAACACUACCUUCGGCCCGAUCCCGAUAGGCUCGUUCGAGUCCGGGGACGAUGACGACGAUGACGACAUCGACACGCACCACGACAUCCAGGACGAGUCGCUCGUCGAGGUUCCCGAGGGCGACGGCUCGAGCGAAGAGGCAGAGCGCCAAGACAGCGUCGGCCUGCUUUCCAACGCCCCGAGCCCCCGCACCUCGCUCGCCAACCUCCGCCAGCGCGCGAGCGCCCUUGCACUCCACCGCCGCGCGAACGGCUCUCGCUCGCAGUCGUCCGGCUCGCAGCCACGCUCGCGCAGCAACUCGGCCCACACGCGUUCGCGCACCAACUCCGGCACAUCGCUCUCUUCCGCCACCCGCUCGCGCGCCCAGUCGCUCAUCCACUCCCUGGGGGCAGCCUCGCGCUCGUCCGUCGACCUGGUCGAGCGCGUCCGGCUUCGCACGAACUCGCUCGGCCAGCGCCUCUCGGACUCGCCGUACGCGUCCACGUCGUCCGAGGCGAUACUCUCCAGCCCCGAGAACCACACUUUCGGCCACCCGCUCCGCGAGGAGUGGCGCGCGGAGGAGGGCGUCGACAACAUGUCGGACAUCGCCGAGGGCGAGAGCGCGACGCGUGUGGCUGGACCGGACCCCCACGCCAACCCGGAUGUCGAGCCGGAGGAGUCCACGGCGCAGCCCCCACAGACACUGCACCCUGCGCGAUCGACGCUCUCGGAGCAUCCCUCGGAGAUCAGCGCAGUGACGGAACGCGAGGGCGUGCCCAUCACGGGCGCGCCAUCUGCGAACGUGCCGCAGACGCAGACGCAGGAUGCGGGGCUGCUGGGCGUGCCGCACCAGCCGAGCAUGGCGGACAUCAGCACCGCGCCGCAGUCGUUCAUCACGACGCCGUCGACGCGCGAGGACACGACGAGCUCGUCCGGGCGCACGCAGCGGACGUUCGCGACGAUGGAGCACUACACGCACGGCGCGGACUGGCACCCGGUCUGA
Messenger RNA from Epithele typhae, 3390 nucleotides. RefSeq lists its product as uncharacterized. The record is from RefSeq and is a predicted model, not a curated record. The transcript is spliced from 4 exons. NCBI's taxonomy places the organism in Eukaryota, Fungi, Basidiomycota, Agaricomycetes, Polyporales, Epitheliaceae. The coding region runs from base 1 to 3390 and encodes 1129 amino acids.